Messenger RNA from Leptopilina boulardi, 1097 nucleotides. It is a transcript of the gene Ttc1, whose product is annotated as tetratricopeptide repeat protein 1. Lineage: Eukaryota; Metazoa; Arthropoda; Insecta; Hymenoptera; Figitidae. Gene Ontology annotation, molecular function: protein binding. Bases 105 to 947 code for a protein of 280 amino acids. The record is from RefSeq and is a predicted model, not a curated record. The transcript is spliced from 4 exons.
UGUCAAAAAUUGUAAUUUUAAUAUAACCUAAAAGAAAUUCAGUUAUAGUGUGAUUCAGCGCAUUAAAAUUGUUAUUUUUUUAAAUAAAAAAAGUAUUUUUAGAAAUGGCCGAAAAGAAAUUGUAUUCUAUGCAAACAAAUGAAGAAAUUAUUGAAGAAUUGACAAAAGAUUUUAAAAGUUCCUGUGUGAAGGAAGAUAAAACUAAAUCUGUGGAACAAGAAAAUUCAGAGACAAAGAGCAGUAAAGAUGAUCCCUGGGAAAAUAUAGGAAAAAAUCCUGAGGAGGAGGAGGAGGAUAAAAAGAAUGAGAAAGUUGAUACAGCUCAAGAUUUAAUUGAGGAAGAUUUAUCCGAUGAAGAAGAGUUAAAAGAUAGAGAUUUAAACCUAAGUGAAAAUGAUAAAGAGUUAUUAAAAACAGAGGCUGAAUUCCUCAGAAAAGAAGCUAAUAGUCAAUUUAAUAGUGGCGAAUUUGAAACAGCUUUGUCUAUGUAUUCACAAGCUCUGAAAAUUUGUCCACUGUGUUUUACUGAGGAAAGGGCUUUUCUUUUCGCCAAUAGAGCUGCAGCCAAAUGUAAACUUCCGAAUGAAAAACAAUCCGCAAUUAGAGACUGUACCAAAGCUAUUCAACUAAAACCAAAUCAUGUAAAGGCUUAUUUAAGACGUGCUAAUUUAUAUGAAGAAACGGAGAAAUUCGAUGAGGCUUUAGAAGAUUUCAAAAAAGUUUUAACUUUUGAUCCAAGUCACAGCGAAUCUAGUUACGCAAUUCAAAGGUUACCUGGUUUAAUUGCAGAAAGAAAUGAGAAAUUAAAAACUGAAAUGCUUGGUAAACUUAAGGACUUGGGUAAUUUAGUUUUAAAACCUUUUGGUCUCUCAACAGCAAAUUUCCAAUUACAACAAGAUCCAAACAGUGGUGGAUAUUCAGUAAAAUUUAAUCAGAAUCCUAGUUAAAAGGAAGUUUAAUUAUUAAUGAAUAACUGUGUUUACAAUUUAUAUGUUGUUACAAAAAAAAAAUAUAUAUAUAUAUAGAAUAAGGGAAAAUUUUUAAAGUCUUAAAUAAAAAGUAAGUUAUGUUCCAAUUUUUUCUAUAAAAAAUAACAA